This is a messenger RNA of Solea senegalensis (Senegalese sole), 8293 nucleotides long. RefSeq names its product contactin associated protein 1 (gene cntnap1). NCBI's taxonomy places the organism in Eukaryota, Metazoa, Chordata, Actinopteri, Pleuronectiformes, Soleidae. The record is from RefSeq and is a predicted model, not a curated record. Bases 2359 to 6297 code for a protein of 1312 amino acids. The transcript has 23 exons.
UGCACAUAUGCUGAGUGUCAGAGUCAGGAUGAAGUGACAGCCUGAGGAGGACCCACUCUGCGUCACCUGCAGUAAUAGAGUGUCAGCCCAGACAGGCCAGCCGCAUCAGACUGAUGAUUCAGCAGAAAUCAUGCAAGUGCCCCACACACAGCCACACACAGUUCCCCCACAGCUCUUUAAAUGAUACAUGGAGAGGAAAAUGUCUGUGUGUGCUGCAGAGAGGGGAGGGCUUACAGUAUAUGCUGGAUCCAGAAGUAGAGAGAGGUUUUACAAAGGAGGCUGUGCAUGCACUUUGGGCACACUUUAGCUACUGCAGCAUGAUAAUGCCCUCUCUUGGAGAGCGAGGAAGACGGAUGAUGAUGAUGAUGAUGAGAGAGUAUAUGAGGUAACGGGAAGAGUUGGCUUCACUGAGUCGGGAUGGAGAUAAAAAGGGAGAGGCGUCAGAGUGAGGGAAUAGGAGGUUGAAGACGCUGAGUAAUUGUGGGUGCAGAGUGCGUGACAUUUUUUUACCAUGAGGAGGAGCUGCGGAGCUGAAAAGCCUGGGUUAAUCUGCUGCAUUCUAAUCUAAUCCUCGCAUUUAUGGUUAAAGUCUUCUGCCUGUAAUGAAGGAAUGAAAACAAAUCGAUUUGUUUUAAGCCAUGAGCGGGGAGGGGGGAGAAAAGAGCUUUGGGCAUUAAACUGCAGCACCGAGCCUGCACAUGUUUUUGUGUGUAUGCAGUGGACUAACAUGUGAACCGGCUCCACUGUGCACUCCUGGAAUGACACAGCAGAGAUCUGUCGUUAUUGAUCAUCUGGCUGCAACACAUUUCUCUGUAGAAAUUGGGAGACCGAGGUACAACGCCAAGGUCAAAUUUCCUUUGCUCAGCACGUUUCUUCCACCUGAGUGUGCAGUGUGUCCUUGCGUCAAAGCUGACAGAACUCAUGGUCAUAUGAAUCAUGGUGUAUUUGUGGUGUAUAAUGCCUGGCAGAGAGUGUGUUUCACAGGGCAUUUAAGGUACAGUGAGGGGAUGGAUGAUAGAUUUCUACUUCCUUAGUCAUAUUUCUUCACUGUAGGGCCCAGUCCUCUUUUCUAUUAUUUCUCAUUUUGCUCCAUCGGGACCUGGGAAGAAAAGGUGAUCCAAACCUCCAUGAGCGCCUGACACUGUCAUUUAGUUUGAGGAAGGGUAGAAGAUGAGUCUGACUGGAGGCGACAGGCAGAUCAGAUGGGAAGAGGCGAUGUAGAGGAAAGGUAUCCAGUGUCGGGACAGGAUCCAACAAAGUGGAGACAAAUGUUGGCAGACCUGGCUGUUUCCAUUUGAGUUUGGCUGCAAGGGUAUGCUCACAUCUCUUGGAGGAGAAAAGCAAGGACGGAAGGAGAGGAAAGAUGCUAAUGCAGGGGUUUGGAAAUAUAGAGGAAAGAGCCUCUUGUUGGUUUUGGAUCAGAUAAGAGUUGUGCUAUAGAUGCUGUCAUCGCUGCCGAAUCACCAACUGGACCAUAUUGUGAUUCAGGGUCUAAUUGUCUCAGGAAAAUAGGGCACCUGACAUCUCACAGACAAAAGUAAAAGUCAUCCUGUGGCCUGUGACCAAUUUCUGCAACUGUCUUUUGCAUUUUCAUCUUUCUGUGAUUUUAAGAACAAACUGAAACACCAGAACACCUGUUAAGGUCAGACUUACAGCUCUAUUCAAUGAUUUUUGAAACCUUUUCCUUCAAAUAAAACCCAAUUUAUCCAUAUUUUUAGCCUGUUUAUGUUUGAAACUCUGGUGUUAUUAAGCGCUUACUAAAAAGGAGACAGCGUUUAUCGCGCAGCUCAACGUAAGGGCAUCACACGUUUACCCUCUGCGUUGACACAAGCAAGAUUAGGCCAAAAAAUAUCGUCAGAUUUAAUAGCCCGGGAGCUGAAGAACGACACCCAGCAGAUGGGCGAUGGUCCUAUCAGUUUAAUAACCCCAAUUCAGAAUAACAACUCACACUAGAGUGACACCACAGCCAUGGUGUGACUUUGACAGAAACACAGAAAUAUGAAGCAAUGAAGGGCAGAUACAUGCGUGCAGGUAUGAAGGCACACAAAAAUAUGAUUGUGACACAUUUUACGAGAUGGUCCUCUACUUAUAGUACCUUUAGUGAACUGCUGUUCCCAUCCAAUCAGUGAAGAAAUGAGACUUGUAAAGAGGCUAUGCUGUAAUCACAAUGUGGAAUAUGGAACAUCUAUUUGUUUUAACUGGUAAAAAACACAAAAGAUAAUUCUACUGUGAUUUGAAUUAAUUGGAUUCUUCUAAGUGAAACUGUAUUUUUUUCUUUUUGUCUCAUUGAUGGUGAAACCUCUAAUGAAACUCAGGUUACAAUGCCAAGAACUGCCUCAUUUGCAGGAUCAUUUGUGAAUGCUGCAUCAAUUAAUAACUCCUGUUUUUUUUCCCCCCUCUCUCGCUCUUUUUCUUUUGUUUUUAACUGCAGAAGAAUGUGUGGAUCCCCUGUUGUCGGGGCUUUAUGCCUCCUCUUUCCUCGCUUCCUCCAGAUAUAACUUUCUGUACUCGGCCAAUUUUGCCAAAUUGUACGGCAGCAGCGGCUGGUCACCAACCCCUACGGACAAGCAGCCGUGGCUGCAGAUUGACCUGCGCAGGAAGUACCGCCUGCGGGCCAUUGCCACUCAGGGCACCUUUAACUCAUAUGACUGGGUCACGAAGUACGCGCUGCUGUACGGAGACAGACCGGAUUCCUGGACCCCGUACAUCAUGAGAGGAGGAAACUCUACUAUGCCUGGCAACUGGAAUUAUUAUCAGGUGAAGAGGAAUGUCUUCCAUUACGAAUUUACCGCUAAACACAUCCGUCUGCUCCCUCUGGCAUGGAACACAGAGAACGGAGGGAAGAUUGGUGUGAGGCUGGAGCUGUUUGGCUGCCCAUAUGAUUCCCACGUGCUCCAGUACAACGGGGACGAUUCGGUGUUCUACUUGUAUCCAGAAAAGAGGUCCCGCACUUUGCACGACCACAUCACCAUCAACUUCAAGACUCUGGAGCAGGACGGGCUGCUGUUGCACAGCGAGGGGAUUCAGGGAGACAUUUUCACCCUGGAGCUGAAGAGAGGCCGUCUCCACCUGCAUAUCAGUCUUGGAAGCAGUGUUUUGCACAAAGUAAAUGGUCGGACUACUCUCAUAGCCGGCAGCCUCCUUGAUAAUCUACACUGGCACUAUGUCACCAUCAAGCGCUAUGGGAGACAGGUGAACUUCACGGUGGACAGUCAGAGAGUAACAGCCAUCUGUAACGGAGAGUUUACGCACAUGGAUUUAAACACGAAGCUGUAUGUGGGAGGAGUAAUAGAGGAAAACCUCCCGCACCUCCCUACCACACCAAAUUUCCGCGGUUGCCUGGAGAACGUCUUCUUCAACGGCAUCAACAUCAUCGACAAGGCCAAGAGAGAAGACACUGAUGUCCACAUACCAGGAAAGAAAAAGAUGCACUUUGCCUGCCGUGACAUUCUCCUGCGCCCCAUGACCUUCGCUGGGCCCAACAACUUCUUGCAAGUGCCAGGCUUCUUCAGAAGGUCUCGUUUGGCUGUCAAGUUCAAAUUCCGUUCGUGGGACUACACGGGGCUGCUUAUGUUCACACGCUUCGCCGAUGACCUCGGCGCCCUUGAGCUGGGUCUGAGUGAGGGACAGAUCAACGUGACAAUAUUCCAGCCGGGAAAGAAGAAAAUCCAGUUUGCUGCAGGAUACCGGCUAAAUAAUGGGUAUUGGCAUACAGUGGAUCUGGCAGCCAGAGACAACCUUCUGACCCUCACAAUUGACGAAGAGGAGGGCUCUCCACUGAAGAUCACCAACCCCUUCACAGUUAGAACAGGGGACCGCUACUUUUUUGGAGGUUGUCCGAAAACAAAUAACACAAUAAGGAAGUGCGAGACUAAGCUGAAUCGCUUUCACGGUUGCAUACAGCACAUCUUCAUAGACGACGAGCAGCUUGACAUUGAUAUAAUUCUGGAACGAAAGUGGGGGCGCUAUGCUGAGCUGCUCUUUGGAACCUGUGGCAUCACCGACAGGUGUACUCCAAAUCCAUGUGAACACGAAGGCCGGUGCAUCCAAUCGUGGGAUGAUUUUAUUUGCCUCUGUGAGAACACGGGAUAUAAAGGAGAAGUGUGUCACAUGUCGGUUUACAAAGAGUCGUGCGAAGCCUACAGACUCAGCGGCAAGUAUUGGUCUGGAAACUACACCAUUGAUCCUGAUCUCAGUGGACCCCUGAAGCCAUUUGAGGUGUACUGCAAAAUGAAGUCUUAUAAAGCUUGGACGGUGAUUAUGCACGACCGAGUGGAUGGCACCAAGGUGACAGGGAGUUCAAUAGACCGGCCGUAUAUCGGCGAUGUCAAAUACUGGAAUGCCUCCUGGGAUGAAGUCACCGCUCUGGCUAACACUUCCAUGUACUGCGAGCAGUGGAUUGACUACUCCUGCUACAAGUCCCGUCUUCUCAACACCCCGAAUGGAAGGCCGUUUGGUUACUGGAUCGGUCGCAACAACGAGACUCACUAUUACUGGGGUGGGACAUUCAGAGAGGUCCACAAGUGUGGAUGUUCUGUCAACCAAACCUGCGUCGACCCCAAGUUUCAGUGCAACUGUGAUGCUGACUAUAGACAAUGGUACUCAGAUAAAGGUUACCUGGACUUUCGAGACCAUCUGCCUGUGAGGAGAGUGGUGGUCGGGGACACCAACAGGACCGGCUCUGAAGCACAGUUUACUGUUGGGCCCCUCCGCUGCCAUGGAGACAGAAACAUCUGGAAUACAAUAGCCUUCACCAAACCCGCCUACAUCGCCUUCCCCACUUUCAGGCCGGGGUCCAGCGCCGACAUCUCCUUCCACUUCAAAACAUACCGUGGUAACUGUGUCUUCUUGGAGAAUUCGGACGAACACCUACGAAACUUUAUACGGAUAGAGCUCAACAGUACCCAUGAACUUGUAUUUGUAUUUAUGGUCGGUGAUGGCAUCCUUAAUGUGACCCUACACUCUCCUGUGGGGCUCAAUGACAAUGAGUGGCACUUUGUCCAGGUUGAGAUUAACGUGAAGUUGGCCAGGAUUAAGGUCGAUUAUCAGCCUUGGGCUGUGAAACGUUUCCCUGGUCAGACCUUUAUCACCAUGAACUUUACUCAUCCUCUCCUAGUAGGUUCAGCGAAUCGCACGCUGAGACCGUUCUUGGGGUGUAUGCGAGGGUUACGGAUGAAUGGUGUUCCUCUGGAUCUAGAGGGUAGAGUAAACGAAGAACAGGGUAUACGGAGGAAUUGUACAGGAGAGUGCCUCAAUGCUACCAUACCUUGUCGAAACAGUGGGCAGUGUAUUGAGGGUUAUGCGUCCUACACGUGUGACUGUAACAACACAGCCUUUGAUGGUUUCUACUGCCAUAAAGACAUUGGGGCCUACUUUGAAAUCGGUUCCUGGUUGAGGUACAACAUACGGAAGAAGCCUACAUCGGAUGAAGCGGUGUGGGCCAACUGGAUUGACCCACACUACGACAAUUUCAGCCUCGGUUACAACGACACAGCGGAUGACAUAGAGUUCAGUUUCAGCACUGUCCACACGCCGGCUGUGUUGCUCUACAUCAGCUCCUUCGUCCAGGACUACAUCGCCGUCAUCCUGAAGAAGGACGGAAGUGUUGACCUGAGGUACAAGCUGGGACUUAGGACACAGACGUACCAGUUGACUCACCGAAACCUGGCAGAUGGAUACCCGCACUAUGUCAACAUAACCAGACACAACAGAACCAUCAAAACACAGGUGGAUUAUAUGGAACCCAUAGUGGAUAAAAUAACCUUAGUGGAGGAUGCUAGGUUUGACUCUCCAAAGACCAUGUUCCUCGGCAGAGUUAUGGAGGUUGGUGACAUUGACUACGAGAUUCAGAGGCUUAAUGCUCCAGGCUUCAUUGGCUGCAUAUCCGGGGUGAGGUACAACGUCUAUGCCCCUUUAAAGGCCUUCUUCCGUCCAAAUGAAACAGAUCCUCCGGUAACGACACAAGGCUACGUCUCUGAGUCCAACUGUGGCGCCUUCCCUCCCGUCUUGGGUUAUGUACCUUGGGAGGUAGACCCUUGGUUUACGGGCAUAGAAUAUAUUUAUAUCCAUGAUGAUCUUGGCCUGUUUUGGAUAACAGUCAUUGCGAUCCUGGCGCUGCUGCUGCUCUUCGCGGGCCUGUACAGCAUCUAUGUGUACGCGUAUCAGCAGAAAGGCAGCUACCGCACCAACGAACCCAAGAACCUGGAGUCUCCGAGCAGCGCCCGCCCUCUGACCGAAUCCCUGAGAAGAGAAAAAAAGAACCUCCCACAAAUCGACGAGGACUUCAGGAGUGACUAGCAUCACAGGACCUGUGGGACAGCGUGGGUGGGGUUUGACCAGGGGUCGGGCAAGAGGGAAAUAGCAUUUACAACAACCACAGAUACCUGUAUUAAUUUUCUAAUCCCUUUUUAUUUUUGACAUUUCAGUUUGUUUUCCUUGCCCCAUGUUGAGUGGGAUCUGAUGCCUGGUGCUCUAUUGUAUAUGUAUAUUUGGUAAGUUCAAGUUUUGUUGGGUUCGGAGUUCAAAUCAAGCCCCGUGCUGCGUGACACGUCUCACACUGUGUUGCAGGUUGAAAUAAUGAAGUGCCUCAUCUGAGCAAGCUGGAUCUGAAGCGGCCACAAGCGCUUGUUCAGAUCAGGGUCGUGGAUCAAAAGGAUAUUGAGGUGGUGUCAGAGUACAACAUCGGUUCGGAGUAUUCACGCAUUUUAUCGGUCGUUUUUUUUUUUUUCUGAGCUGUUUUUGAGAGCAACUAAUGCCACCAAUACAUAUAUCACUGCAUAGAUUUACCUUUUGAUGACAAUCUCUCAUUCUUCUGUAGCUCUGAGCACACCUGAGAGCUGCUUUACCAAACCAGCUCUUUAAAAACAAACGGAAAUUAACCGGUGUUCCUAAGUAAAAACAACAACCAACCGACGAGACAGCAAGCUGACAAGCAUGGAGCUUUUGAGAUGAUACAUAUUAAGAUCGUAAAAAAGGUUAUAUGCUUAUAUUUGUUGUAUUCCAGCCUAUAGCGGUGCAUUAUCUAUACACAAUGGCACUCGUUGAAAUUGCUCAGAAUUGCCAUGUAAUGUAGUGUCAGUAGAUAGCAGCUUUGCCAAUUGCAAUGCGCUCACAUUCUCAGAUGCUUCGGGAAAUGAGAGUGUGAUGAGUUGUUGGAUACUGUACCUCUGGGUGUGAAAGUUAGCAGACUGCUGGUGUACUGCAGAGUCAGAACAGACAAGAAAUGAAGACAGGAGGUGUCAUAAGAGGUCGCCAGGGACCGAGUGACCCACAUAUGACCCACAUAUCCAAGGUCUCGUUUCCCUUCUCUCGUCUUACUUAUAUCAAGAAUCAAGCUGCCAAUAGCUUGGUGCUACAGAGUGUUUGACUCAGCAGAUGUUUUGCUGAGAAGAAUCAAAAAUCCUUUUUGCGUGACCCGAUAAUUAAGGAAAAAGAAAAAUCCGACAGGAAACAGCUGCUCCCUGUUGCCAUGUGGAGACACACGCACACACACAAUAACAUUAUGUACAGAGGACCACACAUGUGUAAAUGCUAGUCUUCUACUUCAAACUCACAGUGCUUGAAUGUUUUAAUAUAUCGCUGUAGGGACAGUCGCUGACCAUGCUGUCUUUGCUGCUGCUGCUGCUGCUUGUUUAGCUGCUACCAGUGGAAAAGUCUAGAUAUCGUUUUAUUUUGUUGGCAAGACGACAUUUAAUUUGACGUGUGCGGUGCAACCAAAAGCGUACUGUAGGCCCAUCAUCGCUCACCACCACUAAUACACUGUUUGUGAAAAAUACAAAAAUAAAAUCCUACAUUUGCAGCAUACGUAGAGCAUGAACGCACUUUGCAGAAACACACAAUAAUAUGAAUACUUUUUUUCAGCAUUUUAAUUGCACAUGCAAAAUAGCACAUAGGAUGUGACGCGUGUAUAUGUGAACAUUGUGCAAAGCAAAUUUUCUUUCAUUUCUACAGUUUAUACAGAAAAAAGGGGAAAGAGUUCAACUAUGAGAAGAAGGUGGAGGUGAUUGAAUGUAAACUCUUUGACUCUGCAUUGUAUGAACAGUUUUGCUGUUUUCACUGACGAGCUCCUUUUUGGCGCAAACUACUCAUGUUAGCUUUUAAGAGAACGCUCAGGAUACAGAAAGUGCAGUACUUUGUCCUUGGUAGCACGAAUAUACCUCCAUAAUCCAACAUGGUGGUUGGGUGUUGCAAACAGGGACAGGAUUGUUCAAAAUGUACAGUAGAUGUAAAAAAACAAAACAAAAACCAACCUGCAAUGACUGUAAAGGCACGACUUGCUGAUAAUGUAUGUAAA